Molecule: messenger RNA, 699 nt
Organism: Miscanthus lutarioriparius
Lineage: Eukaryota; Viridiplantae; Streptophyta; Magnoliopsida; Poales; Poaceae
Source: the annotation of a GenBank genome assembly
AUGGCGCGCGCCGGCGCUCUCUGCCUAGCUCUGCUCUGCCUCAUGGCCGCGCACUCAGCCGUUGCGCAGAAAUCCAGCACCCCGGCCCCGGCCGCCGCGCCGGCCGCCACCACCCCGCCAGCGACCCCGACCAAGAAGACGCCCGCACCAGCCGCCGCGCCACCCACCACCCCCGCCACCGUGGCCCCGGCCGCCGCGCCGCCCACCACCACCCCGGCCACCCCGGCGCCCGCCGCGACCCCGCCCGCCACCCUGGCUCCCGCCGCGGCGCCGCCCAAGUCCACCCCGAAGGCGUCCCCUCCCGCCCCGGCGCCCAAGGCCAAGGCCAAGGCCACCCCGCCCGCCGCCUCCCCGCCGGUGGCCGAGCUGCCCCCCGCCGCCUCGCCCCCCGCGCCCGCCCCCGCCUCCCCGCCCACCAAGCCCGCCGAGGUCCCCGCGCCCGCGCCGUCCAAGAAGAAGAAGAAGCCCUCCUCGAACUCCAAGAACAAGAAGAAGAAGUCCAAGGCCCCCGCCCCCGCCCCCGUCGCCGAGGCACCCGCCAGCACCAAGAAAUCCAAGGCUAAGGCGCCUUCGGCCAGCGAGGCCGACGCACCCGGCCCGGUCGGCGAUGGCGCCGCCGCCGACACCGCGGCUGCUGGAAGGACCGUGGCAGGCGGAAUCAUGGCGGCCGCGCUGGGCCUCGUGGCCCUACUCGCCUAG